Setaria italica (foxtail millet) is the source of this 549-nucleotide messenger RNA. RefSeq lists its product as uncharacterized. NCBI's taxonomy places the organism in Eukaryota, Viridiplantae, Streptophyta, Magnoliopsida, Poales, Poaceae. The record is from RefSeq and is a predicted model, not a curated record. The transcript is spliced from 2 exons. Bases 42 to 458 code for a protein of 138 amino acids.
AAGUAGGGGAAAAUCCAUAUUGAAAAUAUAUAAAAAUUCAGAUGAACCAAGGGACCAGCCCGAACUCUAAUUUGCCCUUUUAUGUGAGGGUAAGGCCUAUAAAUACGGUCUUCAAGAUACAGAGUUCCACCAAGCAGAGCGGCUUCGUCUAUCGACAGAUGGCUUCCUCCGCUGGAGCCGCUCGCCUCCUGAUGCUGCUGCAGGUGGCGCUGCUCGUCGUCUCCGCGGUGCUGUUGAGCGGCUCCGCCUGCCACGGAGCCCGGGACGUCGGAUUAAGCAGCCCCCAUGUUGACCGCCUUCCAGCCCAUGGACAGGAGUCCCCAUGGACAGAAUGGCCCACCGGUGGUGGACUUAGGGGCUGUUUGGCUCCGACCACAGCCAGCCACGCGCUGGUAUGGCGUGCCACAGAAAAUCCGACUGCUGUUUGGUUCCCGAGUAAACAGUCCCCGCCACAAUGAGCCCUUCACCUCCAACUCCUAACUUUGGCACUAUGCAAAAAGAAGAUUCCUCAUCACAUCAAACUUGCGGUACAUGCAUGGUCUACUAAAU